AUGCUGGCCGGGGAGCGCAGCGAUCAGGGAGGCAUUGGUGCCCCGAGAGCUCUUCGCCUGGGCGGUCGCGACGGACCGCUGUCGCGCGAUGGUGCUGUUGCUGCCAGUUCAGCUGUUUGGCUGGACCAGCUGGGUUCGCGGUACAUGGAAAGUAGUUUGCGUUGGCGUGCUUCCCUACUUCGGAAGAAAUUGCUACCUGAGUACCUUAACGGCCAGCCAGGGUGGCUAAAAGAAGGGACACGGUCGGGCGCUGAAGCCGACAAUGGCAAAUCAGAGCCGAGUCAGGCACGCGUGCAGCAAUCAGGCACAGCAGCGGCAGGAGCAGGUCAGGUAGCACAGAGAGGAAGGGCCAACCUUGUGUGUGUACGCAGCACGCAGGAGCGUACACUGGCUAUACAGGUUACACUCGUCUCGGAAGAGCAAAAUCUCCUUUGGGAAAAGCACGCCCUAUCGGUUCCCCAUGGUCAAAUGAACGAGAAGGACGUGCGCAUCUCUUUGUCGAUUGGCUACACUACGGAUACUCUGUGCAUAAGGUUGGUCGGCAGACCUGGUUCGCAGAUCGUUAGGGCUGCCUAUAGAUGGUCAAGGGACCCUCAGCGACAGGAGAAUGCCAAGCUGGCGGGUCAACCCCAACACUCUCGAUUGCACGGAUUACAUGCCCUACUAGGAGGUCUCGUGUGGGCCGCUGCGGGCGCGAUCCGCUUCGGCGCUCCCCGUGUGCCUUGGUCCAGCACGAGACAUCUGGCGUCAUUAUGGGGUUCCAUGAAGUCUGAACUCGCCCGAUGGCAACCUGGCCCGACAUUGAGAGCGGCGGAUGAAGUUGUCGGUGCUCUCCAACUUCCUCGCUUUCCCGCGGCGGCAACCCAAAGGGGAUUCCCAACUCCAGCACACAUAGCAGUGGAAGCAGGAUGUUACGCGAUGUAUCAGCCACAAGAUCCCCCAGUGUCCUUUCUCCCUGCGUUAUGCCCGGUGCCGACCUACACAAGGCUCAACAUGGUGGCCAUGUGCCGUUCGUUGCCCUGCGAGCACCGUCACAUCAUUGCGGUCAUUUGUCACUCCAAGUCCAUACUCCGGCUGCCGGCCGUUACGGAGUACUUGGGAGCCAUCCACCCGGCCCCUAAGCGAACCAACUCUGAUUCCUCCGCCUGCAAUGCAUAUAGUACACACGGAUUCAUUACGUUAUCCCAGGCCGGGCCUCCCGCGUCGGACGCCGAAUGCCAUCGGGACCUAUUGUCGCGCGGUUGGUUUCGCGUCACCAUACCUCUUCCCCCCACCUACCUCCCUCCCCACACGCACCCACACGCGCGCGCACACACAAACGCGCGCACUCACACGAUCAACACGAUCAACACAAUCAACGAGGAAGGUCGCUUGAGACGGAAAACCACCUUGUUCCAGGAACUGGGAAUGGACGAAUCGUAG
Molecule: messenger RNA, 1422 nt
Organism: Thermothelomyces thermophilus ATCC 42464
Lineage: Eukaryota; Fungi; Ascomycota; Sordariomycetes; Sordariales; Chaetomiaceae
Exons: 11
Coding region: 1-1422 (473 amino acids)
Source: RefSeq, a predicted model, not a curated record